CAGAGAAGAGACAGGCUGUUUUAGACUGGAGAGAGGACAUACAGUCUCAAAAUCCAAAUUGCAAGGACUUUUAGUCAUCAAAAACAUGAGAAUUUGGCACCAUUUUGGAGCAUGAGGAGCCCAAGCUGUAAGGCAAAGCCAGUCUUAUUUCACAAAGGAAUACACUCCUGGGAUGCACUAGUCCCAAGGCUCCCACUGGGAACAUGACUAACUUCAAGUAGAGUUUAGAAAGGGUGACCAUGUGUGGCUGAACCCACUUUCUGCCAAUAAGAGCAGCGUGGCCAUCGGGUGCAUUGUCAAAGAAACAAAGCCUGGCAAGAUCUUGCUUGAAGAUGAUGAGGGCAAGGAACACUGGAUCCGAGCAGAGGACCUUGACACCCUCAGCCCCAUGCACCCCAUCUCUGUGCAAGGUGUGGAUGACAUGAUCCGCCUGGGGGACCUGAAUGAGGCAGGCAUGGUGCACAACCUCCUGAUCCGCUAUCAGCAGCACAAGAUCUACACCUACACAGGCUCCAUCCUGGUAGCCGUGAACCCAUUCCAGGUGCUGCCCCUCUACACCCUGGAGCAGGUGCAGCUCUAUUACAGCCACCACAUGGGCGAACUCCCGCCACACGUCUUUGCCAUUGCCAACAACUGCUACUUCAACCUGAAGAGGAACAAAAGAGACCAGUGCUGCAUCAUCAGUGGUGAGUCUGGGGCAGGGAAGACAGAGACCACCAAGCUCAUCCUGCAGUUCCUGGCCACCGUCAGCGGCCAGCAUUCAUGGAUUGAGCAGCAGGUCCUGGAGGCCAAUCCCAUCCUGGAAGCCUUCGGAAAUGCCAAGACAAUCCGAAAUGAUAACUCAAGCCGCUUUGGGAAGUAUAUUGACAUCCACUUCAACUCCAGUGGAGUGAUCAAGGGUGCACGCAUUGAGCAAUUUCUCCUGGAGAAGUCCCGGGUCUGCCGGCAGGCCCCAGAGGAGCGGAACUACCACAUCUUCUACUCCAUGCUCAUGGGUAUGAGCGCAGAGGAGAAGCAGCUGCUGAGCCUGGGGACGCCCUCCGAGUACCACUACCUUACCAUGGGAAACUGUACCUCCUGUGAGGGCCUCGAUGACGCCAAGGACUACGCCCACGUCCGUUCUGCCAUGAAGAUCCUCAUGUUCUCAGACUCUGAGAACUGGGACCUCAGCAAGUUGCUGGCAGCCAUCCUCCACCUAGGCAACGUGGAGUUUAUGGCUGCGGUCUUCGAGAACCUGGAUUCCUCUGAUGUGAUGGACACACCUGCCUUUCCCACUGUGCUGAAGUUACUGGAGGUGGAGUACCAGGUGCUCCGGGACUGUCUGAUCAAGCAUUCCAUCAUCAUCCGAGGGGAGUCUGUCACCAGGCCCCUGAACAUCACCCAGGCUGCAGACAGGAGGGAUGCCUUUGUCAAGGGCAUCUAUGGGCACCUCUUCCUGUGGAUUGUCAAGAAGAUCAACACUGCGAUUUUCACUCCAUCUGCCCAGGACCCCAAAAAUGUACAAAGAUCCAUUGGCCUCCUGGACAUAUUUGGCUUUGAAAAUUUCCAGAAAAAUAGCUUUGAGCAGCUCUGCAUCAACUUUGCCAACGAGCACCUGCAGCAGUUCUUUGUGCAGCACGUGUUCACCAUGGAGCAGGAGGAAUACCUCUCGGAGAACAUCACCUGGGACUACAUCCACUACAAUGACAAUCGGCCCACACUGGACCUGCUGGCCCUCAAGCCCAUGAGCAUCAUCUCCCUCCUGGACGAAGAGAGCCACUUUCCACAGGGGACAGAUACCACCAUGCUGCAAAAACUCAACAACGUCCAUGCCAACAACAAGGCCUACCUGCAGCCCAGGAACAUCCAUGAUGCCAGAUUUGGCAUCACCCACUUUGCGGGUGAGGUGUACUACCAGACAGAAGGCUUCCUAGAGAAGAAUCGAGAUGUACUGAGCACAGACAUCCUCACCCUGGUCUACUCCUCCAAAAACAAGUUCCUGAGGGAGAUAUUCAAGCUGGAGUCAGCAGAGACCAAACUGGGCCAUGGUACCAUCAUCCGGGCAAAGGCAGGGAGCCAGCUCUUCAAGUCCACAGACCCCGGCAAGCGGCCCUCCACGUUGGCCAGCCAGUUCAGAAAGUCCCUGGACCAGCUGAUGAAAAUCCUGACCAGCUGCCAGCCCUACUUCAUCCGCUGCAUCAAACCCAACGAGUACAAAAAGCCGCUGCUCUUCGACCGGGAGCUGUGCAUCCGGCAGCUGCGCUACUCUGGCAUGAUGGAGACUGUGCACAUCCGCAAGUCGGGCUUCCCCCUCCGGUACACAUUCCAGGAGUUCUCGCAGAGGUUCGGCGUGGUGCUGCCCAGCGCUGUGCGCUUGCAGCUUCGAGACAAAGCUCGCCAGAUGACUCUGCACAUUGCUGAAAUGUGGCUGGGAACAGACAAAGAGUGGAAAGUGGGAAAGACCAAAAUCUUCCUGAAGGAUAACCAGGACACUCUGCUGGAGGUACAAAGGAGCCAGGCCCUGAACAAGGCAGCAGUCAACAUCCAGAGAGUCGUACGAGGCUACAAAUGGAGGAAGGAGUUCCUGAGGCAGAGGCGGGCAGCUGUGACCCUCCAGGCUGGAUGGAGAGCCCACUACAACAGGCGGAACUUCAAGCAGAUCCUCCUGGGUUUUGAGCGCCUGCAGGCCAUUGCCCGGAGCCAGCUGCUGGCAAAGCAGUACCAGACCAUGCGGCAGAGGAUGGUCCAGCUGCAGGCACUGUGCAGGGGCUACCUUGUGCGUCAGCAAGUCCAGGCCAAGAGGAGGGCAGUAGUGAUCAUACAGGCGCAUGCCAGGGGUAUGGCUGCCCGGCGGAACUUCCGGCAGCAGAAAGCCAAUGGGCCUCUGGUCAUCCCAGCUGAAGAGCAGAAGAGCCCAAGUGCUCUCCCCACCAGGAAGCGGAAGUCAAUCUAUGACACCAUCACAGACACGGAGAUGGUGGAGCAAGUGUUCGGUUUCCUCCCUUCCAUGAUUGGUGGGCAGGAGGGCCCAGCCCCACAGCGCUUUGAGGACUUGGAGACAGAGACCCAGAAGCUGCCCGAGGUUGACCUGGACGCAGUCCCCAUGGUAGAGGAACCGGAGGACGAUACGGACGGCCUGGCCGAAUACACCUUUCCCAAGUUUGCUGCAACCUAUUUCCAGAAAUCAGCCAGCCACACACACAUCCGGCGGCUCCUCCGAUACCCGCUGCUCUACCACGAGGAUGAUGCCGACUGCUCGGCCGCCCUGGCCGUGUGGAGCAUCAUCCUGAGGUUCAUGGGGGACCUUCCGGAGCCAGUGCUUUUCGCCAGGAACAGCCUGCGUGGGGGCUCAGUGAUGCGGCAGAUCCAUGACACCCUGGGCAAAGAGAACAGCUCCCAGUCUCCACAGCUCCACGUAUCCACACAGAGACCCAGCCGCAGGGACAGAGGGAGCAAGGACAUCUCCUCCAUGAAGCUAAAACGAUCCUCCAGGAUCACAGGCCAGGUAACCAGCCAGCUGAAUAUUGGAGAGGAGGCAUUUGAGCCUGAUGGCCCCAUCUCAGACAGACCCAUGUCCAACCUGGAGAAGGUGCACUUCAUCGUGGGCUAUGCUAUCCUGCGGCCCAACCUCAGGGACGAGAUUUACUGCCAGAUCUGCAAGCAGCUGUCGGAGAACUUCAAAACAAGCAGCUUGGCCCGGGGCUGGAUCCUGCUCAGCCUUUGCCUGGGCUGCUUCCCACCCUCCGAGAGGUUCUUGAAGUAUCUGAUGAACUUCAUUGGUCAAGGGCCGGCUGGCUAUGGCCCCUUCUGUGCAGAGCGCCUGAGACGCACCUAUGCCAACGGGGUGCGCAUGGAGCCCCCCACCUGGCUGGAGCUGCAGGCCGUCAAGUCCAAGAAGCACAUCCCGAUCCAUGUCAUCUUGGUGACUGGAGAGAGCCUGACUGUCAUGGUUGACUCUGCAUCGACAUCUCGGGAAGUCUGCCUGCACAUUGCCCACAAGCAGGGCCUCAGCGACUACCUGGGCUUUUCUCUGCAGGUGGCCGUGUAUGACAAGUUCUGGUCCCUGGGCAGCGGGCGCGACCAUGUGAUGGAUGCAGUCGCCCAGUGUGAGCAGCUGGCCCGGGCGAGGGGCGAGAAUGAGCGCCAGGCACCCUGGCGCAUCUACUUCCGGAAGGAGUUCUUCACGCCCUGGCAUGACUCCCAGGAGGACUCCGUCAGUACCCAGCUCAUCUACCGCCAAGUGCUGCACGGGGUCUGGUCUGGCGAGUAUAGCUUUGAGAAGGAGGAAGAGCUGGUACAGCUGCUGGCCCAGCACUGCUACGUGCAGCUCGGCGCCUCGGUGGGGAGCAAGGCUGUCCAGGAACUGCUGCCCAGCUGCAUCCCCUCCAAGCUGUACAGGACCAAGCCGCCAGAGCAGUGGGCUAGCCUCGUCACUGCUGCCCACACCAAGGCACAUUACACCCAGAAGCAGGCAAAGCCGCUGGCCGUGCAGGAGCAGGUGGUGGAUGCUGCCCGCCUGCAGUGGCCGCUGCUCUUCUCUCAGCUCUUUGAGGUCACCACACUCUCCGGCCCCCGACUGCCCAAGACUCAGCUGAUUUUGGCUGUUAACUGGAAGGGGAUAUACUUCCUGGACCAGAAGGAGAAGAUGCUCCUAGAACUCUCUUUCCCAGAGGUCAUGAGUCUGAUUACCAACAGGGAGGCCCAGGGAGGGCAGAGGCUGGUACUCUCCACGCUGCACGCAGAGGAGUACGAAUUCAUGUCACCCAGCAGUGUGGCCAUCGCUGAGCUGGUAGCCAUGUUUCUGGAGGGCUUGAAGGAGAGGUCUGUGUUCGCCAUGGCCCUGCAGGACAGGAAAGCCACAGAUGACACCACCCUCCUGCCCUUCAAGAAGGGGGACCUGCUGAUCCUGACAAAGAAGCAGGGGCUGUUGGCUUCUGAGAACUGGACCUUGGGCCAGAACGACAGGACGGGCAAGACGGGGCUGGUGCCCACGACCUGCCUCUAUGCCAUCCCAGUGGUCACCAAGCCCUCAGCACAGCUGCUGAGCUUGCUGGCCAUGUCACCAGAAAAGCGGAAGCUGGCAGCCCAGGAGGGGCGGCCCACAGAGCCACUGCCUGAGGAGCAGCCCAAGGAUAAGCCACACACCCUGGAGGACUUCUCCUACGAGUUUUUUAGGGCUCCAGAAAAGGAGACAGUCAGCAGGGCCAUGUUCCCCCUGGCCCGGACCCGGGGCCACCUCUGGGCCCACUCAUCUGAGCCACUGCGGCAGCCUCUGCUCAAGCGUGUCCAUGCCAAUGCCGAGCUCCGGGACCUCGCCUGUCAGAUCUUCAUCGCUAUCCUCAGGUACAUGGGGGACUAUCCUUCACGACAGGCCUGGACCUCUGUGGAGCUCACCGACCAGAUCUUCUCGCCGGCCCUCCAGGACUCAGCCCUGCAGGAUGAGGUCUACUGCCAGAUCCUGAAGCAGCUGACACACAACACCAAGAGAUACAGCGAGGAGAGGGGCUGGCAGCUGCUGUGGCUCUGCUCUGGCCUCUUCCCACCUGGCAAGGCACUGCUGCCCCACACUCAGAAGUUCAUCGACACGCGGAGGAAGAAGCUGUUGGCCCCUGACUGCAGCCGCCGCCUCCAGAGGAUCCUGAGGACGGGGCCCCGGAAGCAGCCCCCACACCCAGUGGAGGUAGAGGCCAUGGAGCAGAACAUCUCCCGCAUCUGCCACAAGAUCUACUUCCCCAACGACACAAGUGAGAUGCUGGAGGUGGGCACCAACACCCGGGUGCGGGACGUAUGCCAGAGCAUCGCCACCAGGCUCCAGCUGGCCUCCUGGGAAGGCUGCAGCCUCUUCAUCAAGAUCGCAGACAAGGUCAUCAGCCAGAAGGAGGGAGACUUCUUCUUUGACUCCUUGCGGCAAGUGUCUGAUUGGGUGAAGAAAAACAAGCCCCAGAAAGAAGGGGCCCCCGUGACGCUCCCCUACCAGGUGUACUUCAUGCGGAAACUGUGGCUCAGCGUGACCCCAGGAAAGGACACAAAUGCAGACACUAUACUUCAUUACCACCAGGAGCUGCCCAAGUACCUUCGUGGGUUCCACAAGUGUUCGCGGGAGGAUGCCAUCCACCUGGCCGGCCUCAUCUAUAAGGCCCAGUUUAAUAACGACCGGUCCCAGCUGGCUAGUAUACCCAAGAUCCUGCGAGAUCUUGUGCCUGAGAACCUCACACGCCUCAUGUCAUCCGAGGAAUGGAGAAAGAACAUCCUUCUGGCCUAUGACAAACACAAGGACAAGACAGUAGAGGAGGCCAAAGUGGCCUUCCUCCAGCGGAUCUGCCGGUGGCCCACGUUUGGAUCUGCCUUCUUUGAGGUGAAGCAAACCUCGGAGACCUCGUACCCGGACAUCAUCCUCAUCGCCAUCAACCGGCACGGGGUUCUACUUAUCCACCCCAAGACCAAGGAACUGCUCACCACCUACCCCUUCACCAAGAUCUCCAGCUGGAGCAGUGGCAGCACCUAUUUCCACAUGGCACUGGGGAGCCUGGCCCGGGGUAGCCGCUUACUGUGUGAGACCUCUCUGGGCUACAAAAUGGAUGACCUUCUGACCUCGUAUGUGCAGCAGCUCCUGAGCACCAUGAACAAGCAGCAGGGCUCCCAGGCCCCAGCCCAGGCCGAUCUUUAGCACCGGGAACUGGUGUGUCCACUCACUUACCCUUACCCUGGUGGCACUUCCCAAAUGCCCUUUCUUGGCCCAGGGCCUGCCCUCUGCAGGCAGCUUUUCAUGCUGCCCUCUCCCAGAACACACUCCCACAACCCUCAGCAUGCCAGGCAGGCCUCCUUUCCUGAGGGGCUGACCAUGGAGGACAAAGUGUGGAGCCUGGAAUGUCAGGCCUCCAGGCUGAUGGGUGGAUGCUUGAAAGGACUUCCUCUAGAAUGUUCAAUAAAAAUUCCUAAAGCAC
This is a messenger RNA of Neogale vison (American mink), 6923 nucleotides long. It is a transcript of the gene MYO7B, whose product is annotated as myosin VIIB. The transcript has 47 exons. Bases 389 to 6646 code for a protein of 2085 amino acids. The record is from RefSeq and is a predicted model, not a curated record. NCBI's taxonomy places the organism in Eukaryota, Metazoa, Chordata, Mammalia, Carnivora, Mustelidae. Gene Ontology annotation, cellular component: cytoskeleton; myosin complex. Gene Ontology annotation, molecular function: protein binding; cytoskeletal motor activity; ATP binding.